This is a messenger RNA of Ostertagia ostertagi, 309 nucleotides long. NCBI's taxonomy places the organism in Eukaryota, Metazoa, Nematoda, Chromadorea, Rhabditida, Trichostrongylidae. The record is from the annotation of a GenBank genome assembly.
AUGUCCAAGAAAAAGGUACGAACUUUGCCACCAUCAAGCUCUGUCCGGGCUAAGCACUCGAAGAGGUCGCGUUCUCCGUCUCCACUUCCCGAUAACAUUGAUGCUUUUGCCCCUCUUUCAUCACUAAUUUCCGACCAUGAAAAGCUGGCGUCUGCUGCUGUCAGUUUUGUUGGUUGGAAAACUGUGGAGUCAAUGUUACCUCCAUGUCUACAGGGCCGCUCACGCGAUGACAUAGUCCAACUUGUUUCUGAUGAACUCGACGGAAUGUCAAGGAAACGUAUUUGCUGUAUUUUAGAAGGUAUGACUUAG